GCGGAUCGUCGCGAGAGAUAGUUCGCAGGCCAAAAUUUCGAGGUCGUGUUUGGAUGUUUACCAAAAUGGACUUAUAGAAUAUCUGCAUACUUUAUGUAGACUUCUUUAAAUAAUUAGGAUGGCUUUGUAAAUAUCUUUUCUGUGUUGGAGUAUUUGAAAAAGAAUUUCUGAUUUUUAAAAAUUAAAGAGCCCAUUCCUUUAUCAUUGUGAUUUACCGUUGUUUCGAUUUCGAAGGUGCGUAUUCUGACGUCAUCGUGUUUUUCGAGUUUCAAAAAUAAGGUUGAAAUUAUCCCUGGGGGUCGGGAUAAUGGAGGAUUGUGACCUGUCCCAGCUUGACGAUCUCACGGAGGAGUCAAUUUUACAGGCUGUAAAAAGAAGAUAUGAACAGGAUAAAAUUUACACCAAUGUUGGUGAUAUUUUGAUAGCCGUCAACCCUUACAAGGAUCUACCGUUGUACGACAAAAAGAAUCAUGAAGAAUAUGGAUGGAGAGACUUCAAGGCAAAUUUGCCUCCACAUGUCUUUCAAGUGGCAGCAAGGGCCUAUAGCAGGAUGCGUCAGAACCAGACAAACCAAAUUAUUCUGGUCUGUGGUGAAUCUGGUUCAGGAAAAACCGAGAGUACAAAGUAUAUGGUGCAGCACUUCAUGCACAUGUGUCCAGAGGAGUCCGGCGACCUGCAUGACAGAAUUAUCAAGGUGAAUCCCUUACUGGAAAGCUUUGGGAAUGCCAAGACAAUCAUGAAUGACAAUUCCAGUAGAUUUGCCAAAUUUCUGGAGUUGAGUUUUAGAGGUGAUGGACAAGUGAUUGGGGCCAUGAUCAAAGACUACAUGCUGGAGAAAUGCAGAGUGGUAGGAAGAAGCCAGGAUUGUGGAGAGGGAAAUUUCCAUAUUUUCUAUGGAAUGCUUGCUGGGAUGUCACAGGAGGAAAAGCAAGCUCUGUACCUUCGGAAGCCUGAAUCAUACAACAUACUACUGGGUAGUAUUGACAAUUUACGAUUGACACAACAUUAUGCCAAACAGUAUAAAGAAAACAUGGAAACUCUGAGGCAGAUAGGGAUGACAGAAGCUGACAGAAAGGUCAUGACCUGUAUGCUGGCAGCCAUCUUGCACCUAAGUCAAGUAGAAUUUCAAGAGACAGACAAAAAUUCUGGGGAACUGAAAAUUGUAGAUACAGAGUUGGUUGAGCAUGCCGCUGAGCUGCUAGAUGUAGACUGUGAAGCACUCGGACAUGCUCUAAUAUCUUCCACUACAAUAAUGGCAGGUGAAGAAAUUAAAGUAUUUAAGAGUUUGGACCAAGCUAGAGAUGGCCGAGACGCCCUCGCUAAACACAUGUACGAGAGACUGUUUGGGUGGAUUGUGAAGAAAAUCAACAACAAUCUGCACCCUCGCAAGAAAGAAGCAAGGAAGGAAACCACAGAGAUUGGUGUUCUAGACAUUGCAGGUUUUGAGAAGCUCAAGACAAAUAGUUUUGAGCAAAUGUGCAUUAACGUUGUGAAUGAAAGGUUGCAAAACUUCAUGAACAAAGUUGUGAUCAUUCAAGAAAAACAGAUCUAUGACUCUGAAGGAAUACCUCAGGAUAAAGUGGAGUUCAAGGACAACCUGGAUGUUAUACAGUUAUUUGAACUUUCGACAAUUGGGAUUUGGCCGUGUCUUGAUGAGGAAUCCAAGUUUGCUCAGGGUACUGAUCUGAAGUUUGUGGAGAGACUGAAAAAAACUUUCAACAAAAGUCAUGCUUUACACAACCUCCUCACGUUCCCAAGGGGUGAAAGGGCAGAAUUCGGUGUCAAACAUUUUGCAGGGGUGGUGUGGUACAACUGUAACAACAUACUGGAGAAGAACCGAGACAGUUUGAACAAGGAUCUGGAAAAGGUGAUGAAGCAAAGCACAGACGAUUGCAUUGCAGACUUGUUUACCAUCAAGAAAGGAGACACUGGAACGAUAUCUAAUACCAUGGCCAAUAUAAGGAUGUCCAGGAAAGUACCAGGCCUGGGAGCCUCCAUCAGACCAAAGACAGACAGGGGGAGGAUGCUGGCUGCUGAUCUGGGAAGCACCCUCAAGGACAAGUAA
Molecule: messenger RNA, 2065 nt
Organism: Saccostrea cuccullata (small rock oyster)
Lineage: Eukaryota; Metazoa; Mollusca; Bivalvia; Ostreida; Ostreidae
Product: myosin-IIIb-like
Exons: 13
Coding region: 308-2065 (585 amino acids)
Biological process (GO): vesicle transport along actin filament; actin filament organization
Cellular component (GO): actin cytoskeleton; cytoplasm; myosin complex
Molecular function (GO): actin filament binding; ATP binding; microfilament motor activity
Source: RefSeq, a predicted model, not a curated record